UCCCCCAUUCACCCAGUCCACCCACCCACCAGUCGCGUGCUGGCAUUAAUUCAAAUGUGCAGCUGAUGGUAUCGCGAGCCAAAUCCUCGGUCCCCUAUCCCCAACCCUCAGUAUCAGAGGCCGGACCCCCUUGUAGCCCCAUCUAGACCCCAUCUAGAUCGGAGCCAACGCUAGAUUUGCCUAUAAUACUACACACACGUACGUGUGCUGUGGCGUGGUGUGGUGUGUCCGGUGUGGGCCGAGAAUCAAAUAAAAAUGUACCACAAUUAACAAAAGGUUGUCACUUGCUCGCCGAUGCCCCAGUGCGGAGGACCAUACCCAUCUAAAGUAUUUCUUGUGCGUCUUUUUGUGAAUUUUUUUCUUCGGUUUGUGAUGCGACCCAAUUAGGCAGCAAAGCACGCAAGGCAGCAGGCGAAAAAAUUAACAAAAAUAUUUUAAUUAUAUCAGCUGAUGGCAGAAAAAAGCUUUCACUGCACAACAGGCAAACCCGUUUUCAUAAUUUAAAUAUACCUACCUAUACCUACGACAUAUGAGAGACAUAAUACAUAUAGUAGAGAUAUAGUAAAAGACGGCAGAAAGCCAACGACAGCGACAGCGUCUCGCAUUCGGCAACUUGUUUAUUUCAAAAUUAUAUAUAACAAAAACCAAAAAAAAACCAGAAACGAGUAUCUUAUAAAUAGUGCGCUUUGUUUCGGCACACAACAAAAACAACAACAACAACAACAGCAGCAGCAACACCUCAACACCAACGACUCCAACAACAUUCCAACAACAAUCGGCUCUGCUCUCCCUUGACGUAGGUCAGGCCAAAGCUCUCCUCAAUCAAAAAAAAAAAAAAAAAAAAAAACAUUUAUACAGCCGGCUUUUGAGGGAGCAGACUCGAAGAGUCGAAGAGAGAGAGAGAGAGAGAUUUAUAGAGAGUGGUAUUUUUAUUGAAGAGAACCGGAACGACCCAUGGGUCGCAUCUGAUCUCUGCAGAUGCUUGAAUCAACGACACCGAAAAUGCUCCACUGGUCCCUGAUCGUCAGCGCCCUGGGCGUCUGCGUGGCCGUCUUGGGUGGCUACUGCGGAUGGUCUCUGUUUCCCAACAUGGUCCACAAAAAGGUGGAACAGAGUGUCAUUUUGGCCGAUGGCUCGGAACAGUACAAGCGCUUUGUGAACCUGCCGCAGCCUCUGAACUUCAAGGUCUACAUAUUCAAUGUGACGAAUCCCGAUAUGAUACAGCAUGGUGCCAUACCCAUAGUCGAGGAAAUCGGACCCUAUGUCUACAAGCAGUACCGCCACAAGAAGGUGAAGCAUUUCUCACGCGAUGGCUCCAAGAUCACGUACGUGCAGAAUGUCCAUUUCGACUUCGAUGCCGAUGCCUCGGCGCCGUACACCCAAGACGACCGCAUCGUGGCCCUCAAUAUGCAUAUGAAUGCAUUUUUACAAGUGUUCGAAAGAGAGAUCACAGAUAUCUUUCAGGGGUUCGCCAAUAGGCUGAACUCCCGCCUGAAUCGUACGCCCGGCGUGCGAAUCCUGAAACGUCUGAUGGAACGUAUUCGAGGGAAACGUAAAUCCGUUUUGCAAAUCUCUGAGAACGAUCCGGGACUGGCGCUGCUCCUGGUCCACCUGAACGCCAACCUCAAGGCAGUGUUCAACGAUCCCCGAUCCAUGUUUGUGCACACCUCCGUAAGGGAGUAUCUCUUUGAUGGAGUCCGGUUCUGCAUCAAUCCCCAGGGCAUUGCCAAGGCCAUCUGCAACCAGAUCAAGGAGAGCGGCUCCAAGACCAUUCGAGAGCAGAGCGACGGUAGCCUCGCCUUCUCCUUCUUCGGGCAUAAAAACGGCUCUGGUCAUGAUGUCUAUGAGGUGCACACGGGCAAGGGCGAUCCAAUGAAGGUGCUGGAGAUCCAGAAGCUCGAUGAUUCGCACAAUCUGCAGGUCUGGCUGAAUGCCAGCACAGAGGGAGAGACCUCCGUCUGCAACCAGAUCAAUGGCACCGAUGCAUCCUCCUAUCCACCGUUCCGCCAGCGCGGCGACUCCAUGUACAUCUUCAGUGCGGACAUCUGUCGGUCCGUGCAGCUCUUCUACCAGGCGGACAUCCAGUACGAGGGCAUCCCCGGAUAUCGCUACUCCAUUGGCGAGAACUUCAUCAACGACAUCGGACCGGAGCACGACAACGAGUGCUUCUGCGUCGACAAGCUGGCGAAUGUGAUCAAGCGGAAGAACGGAUGCCUCUACGCGGGCGCCUUGGAUCUGACAACCUGUUUGGAUGCCCCUGUUAUACUGACGCUGCCGCAUAUGCUAGGCGCCUCGAACGAGUACAGGAAAAUGAUACGCGGCCUCAAUCCAGAUGCCAAAAAGCACCAGACCUUUGUCGAUGUGCAGUCGCUGACGGGCACGCCCUUGCGGGGCGGCAAGCGGGUUCAGUUCAACAUGUUCCUCAAGAGCAUCAAUCGAAUAGGCAUUACCGAGAACCUCACCACAGUCCUCAUGCCGGCCAUUUGGGUGGAAGAGGGCAUCCAACUCAAUGGGGAAAUGGUGGCCUUCUUCAAGAAGAAACUAAUCAACACCCUCAAGGCCCUCAACAUAGUCCACUGGGCGGCUCUCUGCGGAGGCGCAGGCGUGGCCCUCAUCAGCCUGCUCUACUACCUCUACCAGAAAGGACGCGGCGAGGAGGCUCCUCUGAAAUAGAGAAAUGGGGAUGUAUCUCCCCAACGGAGAUGGACAUGGAGAUGGAGCUGUAGAUGUAGAUGUACUUGUUAUGCAAAUUAAAUGCUUGUAAAGAUGUAUUUUUUUUGUUUUUUUUUGUAUGAUUAAGUUACUUUCAAGCGUGUCUAUACAUGUAAAGAUGUAUCUGUUAUGCUAUACCUUUUGUCUACGAAUUUGUAUAUAAUUUAUUUUUUAAAUGUGAUUCUAUUGUAUUGUGAUUUAGCCUACUAAAACCUACCAUAAACUA
This is a messenger RNA of Drosophila miranda, 2938 nucleotides long. RefSeq names its product sensory neuron membrane protein 2 (gene Snmp2). The record is from RefSeq and is a predicted model, not a curated record. Gene Ontology annotation, cellular component: membrane; cytoplasm. The transcript is spliced from 9 exons. Gene Ontology annotation, molecular function: scavenger receptor activity. Bases 979 to 2673 code for a protein of 564 amino acids. NCBI's taxonomy places the organism in Eukaryota, Metazoa, Arthropoda, Insecta, Diptera, Drosophilidae.